AUGGAAAAGCCCCCCUUUGUCUCAACGACGCAAACCAACGGCGAGGAAGAGACUUUCGAUGAGAACGACCCGAGGCUGCAAGAUAUCCCGGCAUACGUGCGUCGCAUCGUUUCCUUGCAUGACGAUCCAGAAUUGCCGUGUCUCACAUUUCGAUACUUCCUACUCACGAUCGUCUUCGUCAUCCCCGGAGCCUUCUUAUCGGUGAUGAUGCACUUCCGCACGACAUACGAGCCGUACUCCGUCUUUUCGUUCAGAUUGCUUCCAGCUACGUUGGCGUGUGGCUCGCCAAAGUCCUUCCCGCUUGGCAAGUCAGGGUCUCUUUCACCAGGGUUCAGCUUCAACCUAAAUCCAGGUCCCUUCAGCGUUAAGGAACACGUUCUGGUCACCAUUUCCGCGGCGUCGGGGCCACUGGCAAUGGCUGAGCUACACUUCGAUUCUCGGAUUCAUCCUGCCGCGGCUAUAUUCUUCAUGUGGGGGAUUGUGUGGACCGGAUACUUCUUCGCGCCGUUGGCGCGACAGUUUCCGAUCUGCGACCCCCAGUUCCCGUGGUUCAUGGCACUUUGCCAAACAGCCCUCUUCGAAACCCAGAAAAAGCAGCGCGAAACCCCGACGGCCGAAUCCCGGAAACAGGCCAAAGUAUUCUUAUGGGCUCUUCUUGGCAUGACGUUAUGGCAGUUCAUUCCGGAAUUCGGUUCCCCCAUGCUAGGCUCGCUGGCCUCCCUCUGCUGGGUUGCACCAAGCAACUCGGUGGCUGAUUUCGUUGGCGCAGGAUUCGACAGGAUGGGUGUUUUGAACCUUUCGUUAGAUUGGUCUACGAUUUCCGCAACCGGGAGCUUGUUCUUGACUUCUUAUGUCUGGAUCUUGAACCCGGCUGCCAAAUACGGCAACCUGGGAGAAUGGCACAGGCAUUUGAUGUCGAACCGACUGUUUCUCGAAAACGGGACAUCUUACCCCAUCACCAAGCUUCUGACUCCCAAUGUUUCUUUCAACGAAACGGCAUACCAGGAGUUUGGGCCUCCUUUCGUUGGCACUCACACCAUCUUCUUCAAUUAUGUCGCGUACACGUCUGCAAUCAUUUGGGCUGCCCUUUUCGGAUACAAAGUCGUCAGAGCCAGUUUGCAGAAGAUGAUGCAGCAAACGAAGAGCGGUGCCCAGAUCAGUUCACAGUACAGCGACCAACUCAGCAUUCUGCAGCGGGCUUACAACGAAGUCCCGUUGUGGUGGUUUCUGGCGCUCUUUGCAGCAUCCCUUAUUUCAUUUGGCACCAUCAUCGCCACCGGCAAUAUGUUCAUCCCAGUGUGGACCUAUUUUGUUGCCAUUGCAACUGGCGCCUUUCUUGUUGUGCCCUUGGGUUGGCUGUACGCUCUCAGCAACUUCCUCCCGUCCAUCGGAGCGGCCAAUGAGCUUCUCUGUGGGCUGAUGGCCAACUCGGUCAGCGGCUCCAAGAACCCUACUGGUGCUUCUGUUUACUGUGCAAUCGCCGGUAACGCAAGGUACCGUGCUCAACUGAACCUACAAGACAUGAAGAUCGGCCACUACAUGCACAUGUCCCCGAAGACCGUGUUUUUCUCCCAGGUCUUUGGGUCUUUCCUGGGCGUUACCGUUAACUAUGCUGUCGUGAGAUGGGCCCUAGACACCAAACUCGAUUACCUCACUGGAGUAAAAAAGGAUCCCGCCCAUCAAUGGACGGCCCAGUCUCUCGCGUUGUACCUGACCUUGGGCGUUCAGUACGUUCUCAUCGGCCCGCUUCGGCUUUUCGAGCAGCAUAUUCACAAGGUGCUGCCUUACGGACACGGUUCCCUCGUUGGCGCAUUUGUGCCGAUUCUGAUAUACGGAAUGCAUCGACUUUUCCCGCGCGCCAAAUUUCAGCUUUGGAAUUCGACCAUCUUUUUCUCGCCCAUGGCAAACUUUUACGGUAACAUCAGCACCGGAUACUUGAGCAGCUUUCUUGGCGGAUCCGUCGUCAUGUUCUGGGCCUAUCGUUAUCGCUAUGAUAUGUGGGCGAGAUGGAACUACAUCCUGGCCGCCGCUUUUGACGCAGGCUUCAACUUCAACAUGCUGUUGACGUUCUUGUUGUUCGGCGCUGGGGAGUUUAUGACGAUGCCAUAUUGGUGGGGCAACGAGGCAACUAGUUCUGAGAGGUGUUUUGCGCUCGAGUAA
This is a messenger RNA of Colletotrichum navitas, 2160 nucleotides long. Its product is annotated as OPT oligopeptide transporter protein-domain-containing protein. Lineage: Eukaryota; Fungi; Ascomycota; Sordariomycetes; Glomerellales; Glomerellaceae. The coding region runs from base 1 to 2160 and encodes 719 amino acids. The transcript has 6 exons. Gene Ontology annotation, biological process: transmembrane transport. The record is from RefSeq and is a predicted model, not a curated record. Gene Ontology annotation, molecular function: oligopeptide transmembrane transporter activity. Gene Ontology annotation, cellular component: plasma membrane.